Symbiodinium necroappetens is the source of this 309-nucleotide messenger RNA. NCBI's taxonomy places the organism in Eukaryota, Dinophyceae, Suessiales, Symbiodiniaceae. The record is from the annotation of a GenBank genome assembly.
GAGAGGAUUCCCGCAGACUGUCUUCUUCUCACCUCCUCCCAUGCUGACGGCCACUGUUGUGUCGAGACUGCCAAUCUCGAUGGUGAGACGAAUCUGAAGAAGAAAACUGCGGCGCUGACGCCUGCCGAACUGGAAUCUGCAGCGCAGAACGUCCGCUUCGUGGGGGUGGGUGCCGCGCCCUGCCUUCGCUGUGAGCCUCCAUCCGGGGACCUCUACGCCUUCCGCAGCUCUUUGGAGCUCACCAAUGGCGAGGUUCGCGGACUCGGCGUCAGCACGCUGCUUCUGCGAGGGACUUCCCUUCAGCAGACC